AACGACACCGAGGUGAUUUUGUUUUAUUACGUUGUGGUGUUUAAGUGAACUAAAUUAUAGACUGUUGUGGACGUGUGGAUCGUUAAAUCUAUUUGGAACUAUAUGACCACUGGUGUAAAACCAAAACAGGUUUUAAGCACCUUGUAACCCGAUCAUAUUGCACGUUGGAAUCAUGGGUUUUGGAAUAGAAGCCGAGUUUGAGACCGUAUUCAUUGGUCGAACAGAUGAGCUUCGAAAUUUGCAAACAUCAUGGAACACGAAGCGAAUGUUUGGAAUUUACGGGAUGAGAACUGUUGGUACUUCAAGGUUAGCGAAGGAGUUCCUGAUAAGUGUCAAAACACAGUAUGAUGAAUUGGUGUAUGUUAAUUUUAAAGAGAUAAGUGACAUUACACAGAUGUACGUCAAUAUGUGCGCGCAAUUGAAACUUUUUAUUGAAUCACAAACGAACGACAUUAAAUCAUGGGAAAACUUACUUUUCAGUGCAGUGUCAUCCAGUAAAAGAGAAUAUGUAUUAUUUUUUGACAAUAUGGAAUAUUUCCUGGACAACGAAAGCGCAAUACGAAAAUGUGUUGAUCUUAUAAAAUUUGACAAUGUCAAAGUUGUACUCACCUCAACCACAACUGUUCUUUUUGCAAAUGUUCGGCAUGUUUACCAUGUGUGCGAACUGCAUCCACUGAAAGCAGACGAAUCAUCCGAGUUGUUGAAAGCAGAAGCCCGGGACGUUGAUUACGGCGAAUAUUUAGAUAGAAUUGUACAUCUCAGUGAGGGGCUGCCGCUUUUGCUACUGAUGAUCGCGUCAGAGCUGCGCGAAAACCGAGGUAUGCUGACAGCCAAAGACAUGGCACAGCUACUAGCGGAAUGUAGAUUGCCGAUACUUAGUCGAGAGUUCUACCCCGAGGAGGACAGGGUUUCUCACGUGUAUCAACAGUUUAUCAGCAGGCUAAGUCAUUCUCACAGGAGCAGCUAUUCCGAGCUUGACUAUAUCCCGGGGUCUUUUACGGCGGAUGAAGCUGGUUCCAUUAUUGACGCCCCAACUGAUGUAGAGCAUCGUGUACUUAUCCCGAUGGUCCGAAGGCACUUUCUUAAUUAUGAUUCAACAAGCAGGCGCUUUAACAUACAGGGAAUCUUGCGUGAAUGUAUUAAAACCUUCUUUUCUCUCAGGAAUGCACACAUUCCAGAAGUACGAGUGCGAUACAUUAAGACCUUCACAGAUGUGAUGAGGAGUAUUUCUUGGCGGUAUUCUUCACAAGAGUAUGCGAGCGCAUUGGCGGACUUUGGGUUUGAGCAGCCGAACCUGCAGAAGCUGUUGCUGGAGAUGCAGUACACGACACAGGACGCAUACACGUUCUUCAUCCAAAUGGCUACUGAAUCUUCGAAGUUUAUUGAGCGAUAUCUUUCAGGUUAUGCGGAGAAGUUUUAUAGUGAAUGUCACCGCGCAGCUGACAGGUACGGCACAACAAUGGAUAAAGCUGUUAUUGAUCUGGCAGUGGGAAGCUUGUACACUAAUGUCAAGGGAAACUUCAAAGAGGGCUUCAUAAAAUGCAGCGCAGCUCUUCGCAUACUACAACGUGGUGGAAAGUCGCUUCAGCUAGCAACUGCUUAUCAGCGGAUCGGAUAUAACUUGUUGCAUCAGGAUGAAAACGAAGAAGCUAUCAAUAAUUUCAAGAAGUCCUUGGCUAUAACGAGCGUCUCCGGGAAGCAAUUCAAUUUUAUUGCUAUACAAUCGCUGAACAGUUUAGGAACCGCACUAGCGAAGUUAGGCAAAUUCAAAGAAGCCGAGAAAUACUACUUCUCUUCUCUCCAAAAAAGUCGAAUUACUCUAGGACAUCAUCAUCCGAAUGUUGGGACGGCGUUGAACAAUAUUGGACGCAUGUACCACCAAAAACAUGACGAAGCGACGGCAAUGAAGUAUUUGCAAGAAGGACUUGAAAUAAAGAAAAAGUCUAAGGCCGCUGAUUUAUCACAACUUGAUUCUUUGAUUAAUAUUGCGAACACUUACAUUGCCGUUGGCGAAUUUGCUAAAGCAACACAGGCUCUGGAAGAAUCUCAGGUAAUUGUAUCAAGGCAAUAUUUUCCUCCACUGUCUGAAAUUGCUACCAUAAAUGAUACGUGGGGCACAGUGUAUUUAAAACAAGGACAAUUGGACAAAGCAGCAGACAUGUUUGAUAAAGCAGCACAGGAACGAGGGACUAUGACAUAUGGUGGUACACCUCACGUGGAAAGCUUGGUCAAUGUAAUAAAAGUUGCCGCCAAGAAGGGCGACUAUCGAAAAUGUAUACAAAUUGGAAAACAAGUGUUAUUAUUCAGUGAUAAUGUCCUGAGGCAACGUCCUCAAACCAUUGUUAUAAGUGACUGCUACGAAUGCCUUGCUAAUGCUUACGAAAAAACAGGCAAUAUAUCCAAGGCAAAAGUUACGUUGGAAAGUUUAAAGUUGGAGUUAACACGACUCGGAAGUCUUCACGAUUGCGAUUCAAAUAACUAUCAACUCUUGGAAAUACAGAAACGUUUGAAGUAUAUCGAGCAUAAUUUACAAUCAGACACAUUCACGAAUGACAAUAAGAGGCAAAGACCUGUUUAAGAGAGACUUUAUUUAGACAAAAUAAUAUAUAAGCAACACAAUACAUAACUGUCAAUGAUAGAUUAGAUUUGAUAAAGUUUCCAAACUUUGAUUCGACAGAAUUGUGAAGAAAUCUCGACGCUUAUGCUUCGUCUCUCUUCUGUCAGAUAGACGUGCUGAUACUACGAUGCAAACUAAUGACACUGAAACGGUGCAACGGUAUAUAGAGGAAAUUAUAUGUCCCGUUAAUGACUACACUAUUGACCCGCCUUUGUUUUCAUACUAAACAGGAUUAAAUAUCAUGCAACACGAAUUUAAUUAAAAUAGUAGAAACAAACUACACAUUGAUAAAGUAUUUUUGCAUAUAUCACGUGUUACAUGAUUUCAGCCAUUGUGUUAUACAUGUAAAUAAAACGUGAUGCAAACAAAGUCAAAUACCCGGUUUAAGUUCUUUUACAGAAAAAGUAAAUAUUUGGAUCUUCGCACUAGGGAAACUUUGCUUAUGUGCCUGGUACAAUGUCAUUUUGAUUAUGUUUGUUCUUUUUGGUACCCUAGUUUGACUCAAUAUUGGAAAACUAGGCUUCAGACUUCCCAAAAUAAAUUGAUCAGAUUUGUCAUAAAUAUGCAUAGCAGGUCUUAUGUUGGUAUUGAACAAUUUAAGUCACUGAACUGGUUACCUGUUUCUAAGAAAGUAGAUCAAUUAACUCUAUGUCAUGGUCAUAAGAUUAAGUCAGACACAUGUCCUUAAUAUCUUAAGGAGCAUUUUGUACCCUUGAAUUUGGCCAUGACCGAUGUACCCUAUCUAGAGUGUCUGCACUCCCUUUGACCGGUUCACUUGAUAGAAGUUAUAGUUUUUGUGACACUGGGAGAUUUUCUUUACCAAAAGUUGGAAGUUUUGGUAAGAAAUCUUUUGCUUUUAAUGGUAUUGUUCUGUGGAAUAGUCUCCCACAAUCACUUAGGGAUAUGGAAUCUUCCCACUCGUUUAAGCAUGCCAUCAAAACUCACUUAAUGGCCAGUUGAUUUUAUCACAGUCAUUUUAACUUAGCCUUAAUCAUUGUACAUGUUUUAUUCCAAUGUUAGUUGAACAUUGACCAUGUUUUACUUUACUGCAUAUUGAUCGUAAAUCAUUGCAUUUUUUUAAAUAAUAUGUAAUGUCUUCAAAGUAGUUGAAUUAAUGUAUGACUGACAAAUCUGUGAUGCAACAUUAAAUGUGAUACUCAUGAACAUGUGAUAUAUAUUAUGUGAUCUCGUUAAGCAUUCCUAACUGAACUAGUAUUUUUGUGCUUACACGGUAUUAAUUACAAUUGAUACAAGUAACAUGACUUCCUGUGUCAGGCUGCCAAAAUUUCAAGGACUGGUUAUGGUUAACAUCUCAUGGUAAUAUUUAUUUUUUUGAAAUGAUAAGUGUUAUAUUGUGCCAUGUAUUACUUAACUAAUCUUUCGUCUUUAUUUGUUAGUAUACAUAUCUAUU
Messenger RNA from Dreissena polymorpha, 4028 nucleotides. RefSeq lists its product as uncharacterized. The record is from RefSeq and is a predicted model, not a curated record. The coding region runs from base 173 to 2578 and encodes 801 amino acids. The transcript has 9 exons. Gene Ontology annotation, molecular function: protein binding. NCBI's taxonomy places the organism in Eukaryota, Metazoa, Mollusca, Bivalvia, Myida, Dreissenidae.